CACACUGAAUACUUCACGUGCUCUCUUUCUAAUUAAGUUCUUCCCCUCAAGCCUCACUUCUUCUCUCCUCACUUUCUGCAAAGACCAGCUUAUCCAUUUCUGUUUUUUCGGAAACUGUGUCAGUUGGACCGUUGCUAUUUAUUCACUCCACCAACUCUACUCCAUCAAUUAUCAUAUCUGCACUACUCUUAUUAUAAGACUAAUUAAGGUAGUUUUGUUCGUUGGUCGACACAACUAUAAUGGACAAGGCAAAUAAGCAAGUGGGAGCUGGUUCCUCUUCUUCCUCCUUUACUAACGACCUUUUUGGUCCUAAGGAGACUCCUAAAUCCUCCUCUUCUUCCUCUGCACUCUUUAAUUCUGUCUUUGGACCACCUUCCACGGGACUUAGAAGGGACUCCGUUCACACUGGAGUUGGAGGUUCAUCAACCAUGAAAAAUUACCAGUAUGGAAAUGCAAAAUAUGGAACUUCAGGUAAUGGGUCCCAAGGAAGCAGAGGAGACAUAAGUAGCAAGGACAAAAGUUCCAUGUAUCAGAAUGAAAAAACAGAACCGAGCUAUUUGAGUUCAUCCAUCUAUUAUGGUGGCCAAGAUGUUUAUUCUCCAAAUAGCCAACCUGGUUCUCAGCAUAUUUUGAAGAAAGAUGGGGAAGAUGAUGAUCAAAAUGGAAACAAUUCAAACUGUGCUUCACGAGGAAAUUGGUGGCAGGGAUCACUUUAUUACUGAAAUCUUACCCCAUGCAUAUCUGAUCUCUUCCUUAGCAUAUAUAGGGAUGGAAGUGGAGAGAUCAGGACACAGUACUAUAUCUUCACUUAGGAAGGAGCGGAACAUAUUUUAUAAUGUCUCCCCUUAGUUUCUUACAUUUAUAGUUUCUCCUUUUUUUUUCGUGAUGUAGCACUUUCCUCUUUUGUUCUUGUGAUGGUAUUGGAUUACCUAAAUCAGCUUGUACAUGGAGUUCCCUCCUUACAGUUACUGAACCUUUCUUGUGUAAUCCAACUAUGUUUAACACUAAAUAAUGGCUAGCUUCUCUCUCUUUUGA
Messenger RNA from Nicotiana attenuata, 1035 nucleotides. RefSeq lists its product as uncharacterized. The record is from RefSeq and is a predicted model, not a curated record. Bases 240 to 722 code for a protein of 160 amino acids. The transcript has 6 exons. NCBI's taxonomy places the organism in Eukaryota, Viridiplantae, Streptophyta, Magnoliopsida, Solanales, Solanaceae.